Molecule: messenger RNA, 498 nt
Organism: Penicillium arizonense
Lineage: Eukaryota; Fungi; Ascomycota; Eurotiomycetes; Eurotiales; Aspergillaceae
Product: cysteine protease ATG4
Exons: 2
Coding region: 1-498 (165 amino acids)
Molecular function (GO): protein-phosphatidylethanolamide deconjugating activity
Source: RefSeq, a predicted model, not a curated record
AUGACUGGCCGCAUCCAGCCAACGCUUAUCCUCCUAGGAAUCAGAUUGGGGAUUGAUCAUAUCACACCGGUGUAUUGGGACGGACUACGAGCUGCACUGCAAUACCCCCAAUCAGUUGGUGUGGCAGGCGGGCGCCCUUCUGCAUCCCACUACUUUGUAGGAUCUCAAGAUUCUCACCUGUUCUUCCUCGAUCCCCACUCUACUCGACCCGCAACACCAUAUCGACCUGAUGAACCCUACACUUCAGAGGAACUUGAUAGCUAUUACACCAGCCGACUUCGGAGAAUCCACAUCAAGGACAUGGACCCCAGCAUGCUGAUCGGAUUCCUCAUCAGAGAUGAGGAUGACUGGGCUGACUGGAAGCAACAAAUUGAAUCUACUCCUGGGCGACAGAUCGUGCACAUCUUCCCUGGACACGUCCAGCCAGAUCAUGGCCAUGGUCGCGCAGGGGCGCUUGAUGAAGUGGAAGUGCUGGAUGACUCAGAUGCACUGGAAUAA